This is a messenger RNA of Gadus chalcogrammus (walleye pollock), 1577 nucleotides long. It is a transcript of the gene elovl4a, whose product is annotated as ELOVL fatty acid elongase 4a. The coding region runs from base 96 to 1088 and encodes 330 amino acids. Lineage: Eukaryota; Metazoa; Chordata; Actinopteri; Gadiformes; Gadidae. Gene Ontology annotation, molecular function: fatty acid elongase activity. Gene Ontology annotation, cellular component: endoplasmic reticulum membrane; endoplasmic reticulum. The transcript has 7 exons. Gene Ontology annotation, biological process: fatty acid elongation, monounsaturated fatty acid; fatty acid elongation, saturated fatty acid; sphingolipid biosynthetic process. The record is from RefSeq and is a predicted model, not a curated record.
CGGGGGGGACGCAGCAGAGACCGCAUGACCUUGUGGGCUGCUGAUCGUCCUCAUUAAAGGAGAUUUAUCCAUCGACACGGACACCGGCCACAGUCAUGGAGAUCCUCACUCAUCUCUUCAACGACACGGUUGAGUUCUACAAAUGGAGUCUCACUAUUGCAGACAAGAGGGUGCAGAAAUGGCCCCUGAUGGACAACCCCCUGCCCACCUUGGCCAUCAGCAGCUCGUACCUGCUGUUCCUCUGGCUGGGGCCCAAGUACAUGAAGAACCGGGAGCCCUUCCAGCUCCGCAAGACCCUCAUCGUCUACAACUUCAGCAUGGUCUUCCUCAACUUCUUCAUCUUCAAAGAGCUCUUCAUGGCGGCCCGGUCUGCUAGCUACAGCUAUAUCUGCCAACGUGUCGACUAUUCAGACGACCCCAAUGAAGUCAGGGUGGCUGGGGCGUUGUGGUGGUACUUCGUCUCCAAGGGGGUGGAGUACCUCGACACGGUGUUCUUCAUCCUGAGGAAGAAGUUCAACCAGGUCAGCUUCCUCCACGUCUACCACCACUGCACCAUGUUCACCCUCUGGUGGAUCGGCAUCAAGUGGGUGGCCGGGGGACAGUCAUUCUUCGGUGCACACAUGAACGCAGCCAUCCACGUGCUGAUGUACCUGUAUUAUGGGCUGGCCUCCUGCGGACCCAAGAUCCAGAAAUACCUGUGGUGGAAGAAGUACCUGACCAUCAUCCAAAUGAUCCAGUUCCACGUCACCAUCGGCCACACGGCGCUCUCCCUCUACGUGGACUGUGACUUCCCCCACUGGAUGCACUACUCCCUCAUCUGCUACGCCAUCACCUUCAUCGUGCUCUUCGGCAACUUCUACUACCAGACCUACCGCCGCCAGCAGCCCCGCCGCGACGCCUCCUCCUCCUCCUCCUCCUCCUCCACCUCCUCCGCCUCCAGGGCGGGCAAAGCCCUGGCCAACGGGACCUUCAACGGCCUGAGCAGCAAGGCCGCAAACGGAGCCUCGGCAGCGGGUAGAGGAGAGGACAGCAAGCCCCAGGAGAACCCGGGCCGCAGGAAGAGGAAAGGAAGGGCCAAGAGGGAUUAGGAGGAGAGGGUCGGAUGAUGGGGAUGAUGAUGAUGAUGAUGAUGAUGAUGAUGAAGAAGACGAUGAUGAUGAUGACGACGACGAAGAGGCCACGCCUGUUGGGUCCCUCCCCUCAGUUGUGAGUUUGGGAAAAACAACGAGAGACUCUAAUUGGAUGUAGAGGCGGAGGGGUUGGAUGGAUGAAUGGAUGGGCUAACUGCUGGAUAGAUGAAUGAAUGAAUGGAUGCGUUUACUGGUGGAUAGAUGGAUGGAUGGACAGAUGGAUUUACUGGUGGAUAGAUGGAUGGUAAGGUUAAAUGUGCCAUUUUGAGCUGAGUUUCUUUAGAUGUGAGAUGCGUCUUUGCGCUUAUCCGAGUAACACUCGGGGAACGCAGUUAUGAUAAAAUGACCUUUAACAGAAAUACUCCAUAAUCAAGAGGUUUGUGGUUGAGGUCAUAUCAAGGUAGUGUUUCUCUCUGAGAAAGAUGAUUGGAAGGGGAUUAGAAUUUA